GGAACAUAAUGUAUAUGGAAUUACCCGUGAUACAACUGGUCAAUAUGUGAUUGUAUUUGAUGAAUUUUCUUCUAGGAGUAGUAGAUAUGGAAAAUGUACGCAAUGCAAGAAAUAUAAUACUUCAGGCGCAUGGUGUCAGUCGUGUGAUCCUUUUGAAAUUACUCAAGGAUGGACUAGUGGAAAUAAUGAUAUUGAUGAUUACAUUAAAGAAAUUCAGCUUAAAACUACUGAAUAUGAACACGUAAUUGAGUGGAUUCCAUUUGAUAGAUUAUACAAUUUGCAAAAAGUUGAUGAAUCAAGACUUCAGGCAUUAUGGUUAGAUGGAAUACGAAAAGUCAAGUCACGUACAGAAUCACAUACAGUUGACCUUAAGAUAUUUGAUGGCUUACAAGUUGAUGCAUUAGAAUUUAUAAGAAAU
Messenger RNA from Acaulospora morrowiae, 418 nucleotides. Lineage: Eukaryota; Fungi; Glomeromycota; Glomeromycetes; Diversisporales; Acaulosporaceae. The record is from the annotation of a GenBank genome assembly.